AACCAUGUGAAUGUUUGUUUUUGGCUUCACCUCAACUGAACUCAAGUGCAUUUUUUUGUCGUCUCGAAAACUACCCAGAAGCUCUUUUCUAAAUACAGUCCUCGUGAAAUGAGGCUGCAUAUAUAUUUGUACACCACUGUGGCCGUCCAAUGCCCAUAAAGACUUUUACAGCACGCUUUCUGACACUCUCACUCUUUAUGUACUUCACAAUUUCUCUCUGCAACCCGUGAUUUCAUCAGAAGAAAAGCAAACAGAAGAAGGGGAGCACACUGGGCUUUUGUUUUGCAUAGAUUCGGGCUUUUGUUUUGAAUAGAUUUGGGCUUUUUUCAUGGAGGCAGAGAAAAAUAUGCAGGAGGAUUUGGGGGAUUUUGAUGGGCAGCCAAAUGCAGAUGAUCAAGUUAAUGAGGAGGUGAAGUUGAAGUACAGUAGCAGAAAGAUUUUUCUUCAGAGUUAUCCCCUGCUGUGGGAGAAGGAGAUUGAGAGGCUAACUGUUAUAAAAUCCAUGCAGCGCCGCCUCAGGAUUGUGGUGGCUAAGCUGGUUUUGCUCAAGAAGUUCAAGCCCAAGAUUGCUGCAAGUGCAUUCUUUGUGGGUUCUUGCAGUAGCCGGAGCUUUAACUUGCACAUGACCCUGUUUGAGGCUUCUAAUAAGCCAGAGCCAUUGAAGGUCUAGUGCUUUUUUUUGUUUCUAUUUCUUGAGGUUGUUCCUUUUUUUGGGUUUUUGUUUUUCUCGGGGCUAUCUCAGCCCAGUGAUGUACAUUGUAAGAAUGCUUGUUUAUGGCAUGUAUAUCUCAAGAAUACAAGGCGUUUUGAUGUUCUUA
Messenger RNA from Cryptomeria japonica (Japanese cedar), 818 nucleotides. RefSeq lists its product as uncharacterized. The record is from RefSeq and is a predicted model, not a curated record. Lineage: Eukaryota; Viridiplantae; Streptophyta; Pinopsida; Cupressales; Cupressaceae. The transcript has a single exon. The coding region runs from base 329 to 670 and encodes 113 amino acids.